CCCGGCUAGCUGUCAUAUGCGUAACAGGGAAGGGCAUGACAUGGAGCUAAAUUUUCCCAUCUGCAGUUAUAUAUGCGGCCUGGCUUGUUAAAUCGAUCUAAGGAAUUGUCAGUUAUAUGUACCAAGUUAGAGGCCUUUUCGUUUCGACUUCUCGAAAAAGCAGUAGCUCGCUAACCCGAUAGCUACCUUCUAACUUAAGGUGAAGAUAACCACUUGCAUACUGAAAGCAUGGCGUUAAUCCUGUUUACAAGAUCUCGGGCACCUUUAAUGAAAACGUCUCGAUCCCUAAAGAAUGAAUUCAGGAAAGGCAAAGGGAAAUUACAAGAGGGUUCCUAUUUCAGCUGCACAGCCUUCACACUUUCCAGUCAAAAACCUGAUGGGCUCCGACUUGGCAGCUUGGCUCAGGUCUCUUCGUUCGGUCCUUCCCUGCCCGUGUCAGAUGAAUUUGUGGGUCCCUGUCAGAGCUCAGACACACAGCGGCUCUACUGCGCUUUUGCGUUGGGGGCUUCCUCUUCACCGUACCCUGCGGUCGGAGCGGGACCCCAAUGGACGAUAGCACGACCGCGAGACAUCCCUGGUGUCAGGUGGAUACAUACCACGAGGAGGAGAUGGGAUGACUCCAAGGUGGAGAAGUCGCUGCGUUCGUUAAAGGAUAAGAAGAAGAAGCUGGAGGAAGGAGGGCCGGUGUACAGCCCGACACUGGACGCAGAGCCUGUCCGAAGGACGCUCCGACAGCGGGUUGUAGAUGAAAUCAAGCACUACUACCAUGGCUUCAGGCUGCUUUGGAUCGAUACCACCAUUGCUGGGCGGAUGUUCUGGAGGGUGCUGAACGGACAUCCCCUGUCUCGCCGUGAGAGGAGACAGUUUCUCAGAACAUGUGCUGAUGUCUUCAGACUUCUUCCCUUCUUGGUGUUUAUCAUCGUUCCCUUCAUGGAGUUCCUGCUUCCUGUAGCUCUGAAACUCUUCCCCAACAUGCUGCCGUCCACCUUUGAGACACAGUCAAAGAAGGAGGAGAGGUUGAAAAAGGAGCUGAGGGUCAAACUGGAGAUGGCCAAGUUCUUGCAGGACACCAUUGAGGAGAUCGCUCUGAGGAAUAAGGCAGCAAAAGGCGACGUGACGGAGGAAUUCUCCACCUUCUUCCAAAAGAUCCGGGACUCUGGGGAGCGUCCCAGUAAUGAGCAGAUCAUAAAGUUCUCCAAACUGUUUGAGGACGAGCUGACGCUGGACAACCUGACUCGACCUCAGCUUGUGGCGCUCUGUCGUCUCCUGGAGCUCCAGUCAAUUGGGACCAACAACUUCCUCCGCUUCCAGCUCAUCAUGAAGCUGAGGGCCAUCCGCGCAGACGACAAGCUGAUAGCAGAGGAGGGGGUGGAAAGCCUGAAUGUGAACGAAGUGCAGGCAGCGUGUCGUGUCAGAGGGAUGAGAUCUCUGGGAGUCACAGAAGAACGACUAAGAGAACAACUCGGCCAGUGGUUGGAGCUGCAUCUCAACCAGCAGAUCCCCACCUCUCUGCUGCUUUUGUCUCGAGCCAUGUACCUCCCAGAUACCCUGUCUCCUGCAGACCAGCUGAAAACCACGCUGCAAACACUUCCUGAAAUGGUGACCAAAGAGGCCCAGUUAAUGGCGGCAGAGUUGGAGCUCUCUAAAGUGGAUAACAAGACCAAACUGGAGACCAUGCUGCAGGAGGAGGCAGCCAUACGGCAGGACAACAAGGACCGAGAGAUGGAGAGGCUGGCUGACGCUGCAGAGAAGGCUGCCAGGGAGGGCGAACCAGAGCUUCAAGCAGAGAGGAUGAAGCGCAGUGAGGCAGAACCAGCUUCAUCUAAAGCCGAAAAGGCAGCCGAUUCAGAGACACUGAAGGACACCGCACCCAUUAUAGAGGGACUCAAGUUUGAGCAGUGGCAGAGGUUUCUGCGUUUCCAGGCAGAGGAGAUCACCAAGGAAGAGAUUGACCUGUUGAGUGAUGCCUGCUCAAAGCUGAAGGAGCAGAAGAAACUGCUGACUCUGGAGAAAGAGGAGCUGGAAGAGCUGAAGGAUGAUGUCCAGGAGUACAAUGAGGAUCUGGAGGAGAUAAAAAAGGAGCUCUCCAAGACUGGUCAGGAGAAGGCCAUAGAGGAGUCAAAGGCCAGCCAGCGGCUUUCUAAGAGGGUGAACCGUAUGAUCGGUCGCAUUGACAAGAUCAUCCUGGAGCUGGAGAAGGACAAGGUCAUCCUGGAUGGACAGAUGGACAGUGGAUCCACCCCACCUGUUGGUCUGUUCUAUACCUUUAGGGAGAACCUGGUCAGCAUCGACGAGCUCAUCAACAUCAUGCGACAGAUCCAGAACAUUCCCGAGCACAAGCUGCAGAGCAUCGCCGAGGCCCUCGACGACAACAAGGACGGGAAGAUUGACAUCGACGACGUCAUCAAAGUAGUGGAACUGAUCGACAAGGAGGACAUCGACAUCUCCACCUCACAGGUGGCCGACAUCAUGGUGAUGCUUCAGAAAGAGGAGAAGCUGAUGGGGAAGGAAAAGGCCAAAGAGAAGGCAGAGAAGGAACAGGCAGCCACACUCAAAAGUUAACUCAUUUUGCUUCAGAGACACGAGUGUUUGUAAAAAAUGAGCACUGAGAAAUUUGUGACUGGUAUCUGGUCAUAGAGGACUCUGGACACCAGGUUGAUCUGGAGAGGUCGAGAACUACAAGGUAACAGCUGCCUUCUUCUGAAAAUGUCAUUCUGCUAUAAAUUGAGCUCCUAAAAAAAAAAAAAAAAAUCUUCAGAGAAGGCUUGUUGCCUUUUAAAAUGUACAAAUUCAACAACAAACUAAAUUUCUGUCGUGUUAAAAAAUUCUUGACUGGUCGUGUAAGAUAUGUGGUAGUUUUACUUCAGUAUUUAUCAGCGCAGGGAGCACAGUGACAUGGAAUUGAAAGCUAAUCAGAAAAAUGGUUUGGGAAAUGUGUUAUCAGACGUGUUAUUUAAAGUUGUAGGUGAACCGUCUUGCCUUUCAGUUUGUUCAUGUCAUCAUCUCGGAGAAAUGAGCGAUCAUUUCCGAACUUUGCACAGUCAACAUUGUCAUUUCUGUCAUUCCGCUCACUUUAUUUCCUCUUAGAUUUUAUUUAUCCACCUCAUACCUGUUUGUAAAGUUUUUUUUUUUAAGUUGUACUUGGGCAGGUAGCUUAUCGCUGGCUAUAACGGUGACUGCAACCAAAGAUGUUAUUGGUAUUGGAAACAACAUAAAAAUACUCAAAACGUGUUGAAAUUACAGGUUUAAAACAAUCCAUUUUAAAAAGGGGCUACUAGCAAAUAUAUGCUAAAAAACUGAGGUUUUUCUUAGGUAGGACAUCAAACUUUUUCCAUGAAAACCAAAACUAUAGUACUGCAAUUUCUUUACAUUUUGCACUCACCAAUGGGGGAAAAAGUACAUUUAGUGCAGCUCUUCAUAGAUACUCCUGUGUUCACUCGUAGCUCUUUAUUUAAUGCCAAAGUUGCACUGAGAUGCAUUAAUAGCACAUUCGAGGUACUCCUAAAGUCAUCAGACAAAACAGCAAAGAUGCAUUUAAACUGUGUAGGAUCAGUGUAGGGACAGAAGCCACCAAUUAAAUGCGUCUGAUGCUGCUGUGACAAGUCAGUCGGGCUGUCCCCGAAUGUUUCUUCGUUGGGUUCGUGUUCGCCCUUCAGUUUGGAUAUUGAGAUGUUGUUGUAGCGUUUUAGCAGCUAUGAUGUUUUGCUCUCUCUCUCUCAGAGCAGCCUUAGCCAUCUGUCGCUAAGGCUUUAAAUAUUCCUUGUUGAUUUUUACCCAAGCACGCAAACCCAACAAACGAUACUGGGGACGGCAAAAUUUAGGCAAAGUAAGAGAUUCAUUUUGCAGUAAUUAGUAUGGAAAUCGUCCGUUCAGGCGAUAGAUGAGUUCAUGAGUUGUGUCGUAGUUGUCGUCGUGUAAAUGCAAAGUGGCCUUCCUAUCACACAAAUUUUAUGGUUCUUAUAACACUGCAUAUUUAUUUCUGAGGAUUUUUAAGAAUUUAACGGAGUUGUGACAUUUUCGAUUUGCAUAAUAAUUCAAUUCUGAACAAGUUUGGAUGAAUUUGAAAUUUGAGUCCUGUCUUUUUUUUAAAUUAUAUAUAUUUUUCUUUUCUUUUUUCUUUGCACUGUAGCCAUGAAUGUACGUAGUAUGUAAACAAGGAUUCCUCAGGGCUAUGUGAUGAUUUUAGAUGAUUAAAUAUAUCCUGCUACCUAUCCACAUAUCCCAUUCUGUGUUCACACUGCAUCAGUUUGGCAAUGAAAUUUUAAACGAUACUAACUGCAUAUUUUGAUCAGGGGUGCAGCUAAUUAUUAUUUUGCUCAUUGGUGCUUCCUAAAAACUUGAAAUAGAAUGAGGAAAUUGCCCCCUAGAAGACUCCAACCUCAUGUUUCCAGUUUGCUAAUCACUGUAAUGAAUGAAUGGGGUGGGGGGAAGUAUAAUAAUGACAUUUUAUUCCCGUUAAUGGUGCUGACAGUAUUCGAUAAAUAUUUUUUUCUGUCUCAUUAUCAUUAUUAUGCAGCAUUUUGAAGACACGUUGACAUUUCUGACAUCUAAAUGAUGUGAAAUGUAAUCUUAAUGAACUGAUUCAUGGGGGAAAAGGGAUAAAAUAGAAGAAUUGCAGACAGAUGUAUCUAAUAACCUCAGAUAAAAACUCUUGGUAGUGAUGAAAUCCAAAAAUCUGAUUGCUUCUUUGACCGCUGGUGAAUUUCUCACCUAACUGGAUUCCUGUCCAGCCACACGUGGGUGCUGUGUGAACCCACCGUAACGCCUCCAGCCGCCUCUGUCUGAUGAGCUGACCUAGUUUACGGUCUUUGCCACCGCUCUGGUGUUCCUCCUGCAUAACCAGAGAAGAACUCUGGUGUAAACGAGGGUGACGGAGUGGUACUUAAGAUAAUGCUGAGUGGACAACGCUUCAUUUAAUCCAUUCCCAGAAUCCGCCGUCCUACACGUGGAAGUUUAAGAGCUUGUUCAUCUUCCAUCGGGCAUCGUCCCAGCUCGCAUCCAGUGCUGCCUGGCGGAGCAAAGGCUCUGCUUUGCCUGGGACCAGUCAGACUGAUGGGUGCGGGGUAAACACUCGCCCCAUACAUGGGCCAAAGCCAGCUCCACUGGAGGGUUGUGUUUAGGUUAGAGACGCUCCGGCGGGACAUGGCACGCCGUGCGCUGCAUAAAUCCGCAGCCAGUGUAAACACUUUAAAAGAACGUUGUGACAACGUCUCGUUUACACUCGGCAGGAGAGCGUGGUGUUUGUGUCACCCCUACAGCCUGACAAGGUUGAACUCUGAGGAGCACUUUGUAUAUCAGCACGACUGGCCCUGUUUGUAGGGACAGAGGGUCAAAGGUCAGAGAAGGGGAAAGAGACGAAUACCAGAGUGUAAGACUGAUGGAGAUCAAUACACAGGGUUCUUGUGCAGGUCCAGAAAGGGUUGAAAUCGACAGGGACUUUUUAUGCGUUGCAGUCAUUGCUGAAAUGCAGAUUGAUGUCAGUUAUGUGCAGUUGCACAGAGAGCUCCUGAGAGCUUAUUUUUACCUUUAACGUGAUUUUUGCCAUGUUUUACUAAAUGCACAGAGUUUCAGUUUAGCCAAAGAGACCCGACUAGUCAACAAGCAGAUAAUCAGCCACUUUUCCCCUUUCUUUUGAUGUGCAAACAGCUAAAAACAAACUGGUUCCACCUUCACCAGUGGGAAGAUUUGAUCAUAUUCUUUAUACUCAAUUGGAACAAACUGGAUAUCUACCAGUCUAGCCAACUCUAAAAUUCCAAGAUGACGGAAAAGGGUGAAAAAAUAAGGUUGUUUUUUUUUCAACUUCUAAAACAUCUCAAAACCUACAUAUUACCACAAAAUGAUUACAAUAUAUGAAAACUGGUCAAAACUUCAAAUAAAUUCAAGAAAACUCAAACUUCCCUCAAACUAACACUUCCCCAACUGAUUGUAUGUCCUUGUCUGUGGCUGCUGUGCUGUUUAAACUGCAGUCUUGGAGAAAGAAGGGGAGAGAAAUGUAGAGAUACAGUUGGCAGCGAAAGCAGUUUGACUCGAGGCUUGUGUCAGCAAAUUUUCAUUGCCAACCAGGCCGAGGCUCAUUUCUUGCCUUUUAUUCCUUUAUUUAGUUCCCUCAUGAUAUUUUAGAAGAAAGUGACUCAGGAGAAAUAAAAAGGUGAGCUGAUUUUUAGCACACUGUCACUAACUUUGACUGUUCUCUGCACAGUAUUGCCACAGUGUAAAUGCACUAUUCUUUCUUUAAGCAGUUGGUAUGUGUUGACUGGCCGUCUCUGUGUGAAUGUCUACAAUACAAACCGUCCUCUCAGACUCCUGCUCAGUUGUGGGUGUUGGGUUUAGAAGAACAAACACUUAAAGGAUUAUUUUUUAAUUUUCUCCCAUUUUGAGGUGGAACAAGUGUCUUCAGCUUGUUAGCAGUACGCUGUAAAUCUUUGUAAUUUAAAGUCAUCCGCGCUGAUGAACUGGGAAGCUGACCUUAAACCUUAGCGACUGAACGCUUGCUCUUUAGCCUAGGCUGAUUCCACCAGUUUAGUUUUUCUUGUCAAUUUCUGACAAAAAUCAACAUAUUUUGUACCGGGGGAGGGGGAGCUGGGAGGGGGCUUCUUGUACCCUGGUCCUGUGUGCUAUCAGGUAGAGUAGCUAAAAAGCAUUGUGGAUUUGGCUUCUUUUGAUUAUAUAAUCGUAUUAUUCUUCCCGUUUGGGGUUUGAUGAGCUUAUAGUAACCUCCCCCCUGCCCACUUUUUUUUGUUUUGGUUUUUUUUGCGCCAGUCUUUUUUUUAAUUAUUAGCGAUAUGCUGCUCUUUGUAAAAUAUAAUAGAGUUUUCUCUUGUGCUGGAUGUAAGAGUACAGUCUGUUUAAAGAGGAAAAGGGCAGCUGAAAUGGGUAAAGCAGUGGGGAUGUGCUCUGUCUGUAUUUUCAGUUGAAAAGUAGAAAACUUGAUUUCACUAUAUUUUAAAUCAUAGUGCAGCCAAAACCAUUAACCCUGUAAAGACUGAACCUUGAAGUAGUUGCCAGAAAAUUCACAUUUUUUGAAACUGGAGUGUUUAUGAAACUUCUGAUAUAAGGGUUAGGGUUGUAAUAAAUCUAAACUUGCAUAUGAGUUUUAAUUUUAUCAAUCAUGAAUUUAUUUAAGUUUUUUGGGUGGAAAAAAAUCACACUGAUGAUGUCGAUGUCUCAAAAACUAUGAAGGGUUAAAAAUUGUUCUAAAACUGUGUUCAAGAAGAAGCCAAAGUGCCUCCCCUUUUAAGAUCAAACUUUAUUGAUAAUUUAUUGAUAUUGAUAUUCCUUUGGGAUCUUUUGUGUCCGAAACUGCAGUCUUUCAGCUCAGACUCUAAUUGAGGAUGCCAAGGCAAAUUCACAGCUUUGUCGCCUCCAAAAUGCACUUUGGCUUCUUUCUGAACACACAGACACACAAGAAACCAGACCAAAAUUCAUCUUCGAUGUGUUUUAAAGCAUCAGACAUGCCACAAUCAGCUUACACGAUAUUAAACCCCAAAGAACUUUUUGAAAUCAAGUUGUAAAAAAGAAAACCAAAUAAAAAAGACAGAAAUCAGAGACGCUACAGUUGCAGUAAAAUUGCAGUGUAAAAUCUUACCUGGUGACACGAUGUUUUUGAUAUGUUAAAAGUAAUCCACGUAUAGCCUGCUGCAGUUUGUUUGAAAACAUUUCUGUUAUUUAUUUAUUGAAUCAAAGUUUCCUUUUUUUCACGACUGGGUAUUUGAUUUUAGUUGAAUUUGAAUUUCAAAUGUAUGACAACACUUUUUAAAUGAGAUCUUGUGUUUAUGUAAAGAAAGCAUUAUUUGCAGAAUGAAUCACAAGUUUUGAAUAAAUUAUGAUUUCUCA
This is a messenger RNA of Pelmatolapia mariae (spotted tilapia), 7833 nucleotides long. It is a transcript of the gene letm1, whose product is annotated as leucine zipper-EF-hand containing transmembrane protein 1. The transcript has 15 exons. Gene Ontology annotation, cellular component: mitochondrial inner membrane. Lineage: Eukaryota; Metazoa; Chordata; Actinopteri; Cichliformes; Cichlidae. Bases 229 to 2562 code for a protein of 777 amino acids. Gene Ontology annotation, molecular function: ribosome binding; calcium ion binding. The record is from RefSeq and is a predicted model, not a curated record. Gene Ontology annotation, biological process: intracellular monoatomic cation homeostasis.